Populus euphratica (Euphrates poplar) is the source of this 885-nucleotide messenger RNA. RefSeq lists its product as uncharacterized. The record is from RefSeq and is a predicted model, not a curated record. NCBI's taxonomy places the organism in Eukaryota, Viridiplantae, Streptophyta, Magnoliopsida, Malpighiales, Salicaceae. The transcript has 3 exons. Bases 1 to 885 code for a protein of 294 amino acids.
AUGGCUGGAAUUGGUAGUCUUGUUGAUCUAUUACUUUUCUACACACUCGAGAGAAUUCUUUACAAUAGAAUGGUAUGCUCACUGGGCCAAAACUCCCAGCAAGUCAAGAAAGCAAUUGCCCUCUGGCUAAUGCUCGAGGAAAUUGGCUACCAUGAUCUAAUCCGGACCAUAAACUCCUUUGAUAACGCCACCAUUGAAUCCUUAUUUUAUGAGGCAUUGCAGUGCUUAUUAUGCAUACACCCGAAUUCGGCUCAACCAUUUGAAUCUGAUGAAACUCCAAUUUUUACAGGCCUUUUUGACGAGCCUAUGAACCCGAGGUUCUUUUACUACAACAGAGAAUUUAUGUACAAGCGCUACAUGCACAUCAUGGAGACGGUUUGUGAUCAAAUCUUUGGUGAGACCAAGGCUGUAGAAGUUGACGAGUCAAGUUUGAGGCCAGCAGUUAACCCCUUUGGAGAAGGGUCUAGUACUGGUCAUGAAGGCGUAGCAAUGCAUGCUGCAGGGACUUCUAGUAGGGCUAGUGGUCAAGUAAUUGGUGAGACAUCAAGGCAAUCAAGCUUGAAUCCUGAUGCCAGUGAAUUUAAUCCUGGACAGACCCCUGAAGAUUCUCGGACAAUGUUCCUAACAUUCUCAUUGGGUCACCCUCUAAGCCGCGAUGAAAUUAUUGAUUUCUUUACAUCGAACUGUGGGGAAGUAGUACAGAAUGUUUUCAUUGAAAGUACUCGACCAGGCAAGGAUCCACAGUUUGGACGAAUUGUGUUCACUAAUUCCUUGGUUAUACCAAGAAUACUUAAUGGACAAACAAAAGCCAAAUUCAUGUUUUUGGAGAUGGCUACGGUUUGUGGUCGAAGGAAAAUGGAAGAGUACAACGCUAAUGAUAUGUGA